GUCGAUUUCACUGCAAACGAUAGCACCGUUAAAAGUUCAGAUAUUGAUGAUGAAGGUGAUCGUGUGGUUGUACGUACAGAUGAUGAACUGGCUGCGAUGCUGUCGUGUUUUGAACAGAAUUCAUUACUGCGUGUUUAUAUAAAGGAUCCAUUAGCGGACGUGAGCCCUCUACUUGAAGCCAACGUAUCAUCAUCGCCUCUGAUGCCAGACUCCAUCAAACGUCUCGCCGUGAUAUCAUCAGGUCGUUCAGGGACGGUUUACAAAAGUUUGGAUCUGGAACGAGAUCGAGUAAUUGCGGUGAAAUGCGUGCUGAUUGACGGUAGUGCUGAAAUGAUGUGCGAGGCACUGCGAGAAACGAAUAUUCUCCGAACGUUCUCAUUCAGCAUCGAUGCAAUGACAAAUCAUGCUUGUCGGCCGGUGUCUACCAAUCGUUGGUCACCGACAGUCAAGCCACGGAGUUUUCGUGGCAUCGAGAAGGGUCUUUUGGACUGCUCCUCAAGUCCGUUCAUAGUGAAAUUCUUCGGUGCCAUGCUUAUCGACAGUGAGCUGUGCUUAUGCAUGGAAUUCAUGGACGGCGGUUCGCUGGAUAGAUAUGGCAAAUUACCAAGCGAUGUUCUUGGUUCGGUCACUGUUUCGAUCAUUAAUGGCUUGUCGUUUUUGUGGUCUAUUAAAGUGAUGCAUCGAGAUAUCAAACCGAGUAAUUUUCUCGUUAAUUCGCAAGGCAACGUCAAACUGUCCGAUUUCGGUGUAUCGAAGCAACUCGAUCAUUCGGUAGCGCGUAGUUUUGUUGGCACUAAUGCAUAUAUGGCACCUGAACGACUUUUCGGUGGACCGUACAGGAUCUGUUCAGAUAUCUGGAGUAUGGGUGUUUCAUUAUGUGAGAUGGGAGUUGGUAGAUUUCCAUUGGCGGAUCAAGAUGAGGGUUUAUCAAUAGCCGUACAGAGAGUCGUGAAUGGCGAUGUUGACGUAUCAUGUUUGCUUCAGCAGGCCGAACUGUGUGCAAAUUUUUGGAAGAGUAAAAUAAAUUUGAAAAGUCUAUUUUGGUUACUUUCAAGCUGUAACAAAGUAAAAUGUUCGCUGUAUGGAUCGUGUCUGGAUUGUGUCUUCCCAGACUGUGAGUACGGCACAAGAGUAAGUCUUAAUUGUACGACGAAACGAACUUGUGGCCGACAAUAUUCGCUGAAGAAGGAGACCGAGUGUCGGUAUUGUUGGCAGCUUAAGUCAUCUGAAUAUGAUUGUGUUGCUGUAGGAUACAGCUGGUGGAAAGCAUUAUUACUAUCGAUAACUCUUGGUGGUUUCGGUGCGGAUCGCUUCUAUUUGGGCAUGUGGAAGAGCGCGAUCGGCAAAUUGUUCAGCUUUGGAGGACUCGGCGUAUGGACGUUGCUUGAUGUUAUUCUGAUCGCUGUUGGCUAUGUUGGUCCUGCGGAUGGUUCACUUUAUGUGUGA
Anisakis simplex (herring worm) is the source of this 1446-nucleotide messenger RNA. The record is from the annotation of a GenBank genome assembly. NCBI's taxonomy places the organism in Eukaryota, Metazoa, Nematoda, Chromadorea, Rhabditida, Anisakidae.